GGACAAAAAUCUAUUCAUGCUAUGACUUAAUCCGAACCCUUCGCCUUCGAUGCAUUAUAUAGACUAUUGGCUCAAUCUGCAAUAAUAAUCACUAAGCUAUUAAAAAGGCACUAAUUAAAAUAUGUAAUUGACAUAUUCUCAAAUUCUUACGCUUUUAUCAAAUACCGUUGUGAUUAGUUGACGUGUCAAUAUAGUGAUAAAAACGGGAUGACGGCUGCUGCAUCCACGUCCAAUCUUGUUUUUACGUGGCAUGCAAAAACGCAUGCGCAGAUAUGCAAUCGCUCGCAGCGCGCGCGCCGCAGUUGCCCUUGGCUACUUCGGCGAGAUUCCCAGGCCGGCAGGCCGACAGUUCAGCGUAAACCGAAAGUGUCUACCUGGUGGCCUGCCCAGCGCUGGAUAACGGUACGACUAGUCGGACGUCGGUGUACUGUCUAAAAAAGCACAGUCAAUCAGAAUCCCGCAGGAAAAAAACAAACAAACCUGUGUUUGAAUGUGGAAAACGAAUUGGCACUGACGAGGAAGACUUCGUUGUAUGUUAGACACUUCCAAUCAAGAUGUCGCUCUGGAAAGCAAUGUUCUUGACUUUUGUCUUAGUCAUGUGUACUGUACCUGUCACCAAAGCAGACUACACAGCAGCAGUGGUUGAAUACAAGGCUAUAUCCUGGCUCUUUCCCAUAGUCAAUGAGGAACAGGCCCUCGCGAUCAUUGAACUCAAUCUGGAUGCAUUGAAUAUCCAUGCUUCUGAAGCCGUUUCUCAGGGAGCAGAUAUAUUGGUCUUUCCUGAAUAUGGGAUCACAGGCUUUGUUGAGGAAGAGAGGGACUAUGUUGUUCCAUUUCUUGAAACAGUGGGAGAUCCAUCAUCUCUUCAAUCAAAUGCAUACAUUCCCUGUCAUGAUAAACACAGCAGCAAGACUUUCAUUCAAUACAAGCUAAGCUGUAUUGCCCUAAAGCAUAACAUCACCAUUGUUGCCAAUUUAAUGACUGUCCAAAGUUGCAAUAACAAAACCGACCCUCAGUGCCCUCCUGAUGGGCGUUAUCAGUACAACACCGAUGUUGCUUUCUCCAGUGAAGGUGAACUGGUGGCAAAGUACCACAAGGAGAAUCUCUACACAGGAGAAGCCAAGGUAUUCAAUCCUGGAUACAACCAAACAGAGGUGGCAGCAUUCAGAACGAGCUUCGGCUAUUUUGGUCUCUUCACCUGCUUUGACAUCCUCUUCCCGUAUCCUGCGGAGCGACUGGUCGGGAAGCUAGGUGUGGACACCAUGGUGUUUCCGACAGCCUGGAUGAAUGAGCUGCCAUUGCUGAACGCGGUAGAGUAUCAACAAUCCUGGAGCAUGAGUUACCGGGUCAAUCUCCUAGCUGCUAAUCAACACUACCCAUUCGCUCAGAUGACCGGCAGUGGAAUUUUCUCACCAACGGCUGGUGCCAUUAAUUACACCUACAAUAUGGAUUCAUUCCUGGGGAGAAUGCUGGUGGCAAGGGUAAAAAAUACCCAUCAGGGGUCAGCUCGAAGGCAGUUUGUCCACCUUGAAGACUAUCAAAAGUCAAAACACUCUAAAGGAAAUGGCAUGUAUUCAACAGGAACCGAUGGAGGCAUAAAUUCCGGUCUACUUUCUGGCAUUCAAAAAGAUACUAUUGAUACUAACACUAAAAAGGAUAAAUACAGUGAUAUUCUAAGUAGAAAUAAGUCUUUAGCUAAUUCUUUAUAUGAUUUAGUGGGAAACGAGAAACCAGUUCCUACAUAUUUUAUCUCAAAGCUCAAUGAUGACCCAUACAACCUCACAUUGCUUCAUGGCACCCAAGGUUCUGCCUCAGUCAGCAACAACAACAUUUCUUGCACCGUUGACUUUGGCCGUGACUCUGAAUCCGCGUUGUAUGCUCUGGGGGCGUUUGAUGGUCUGCACACGGUAAACGGUGACUAUUACAUUCAAUGCUGCAGCCUGGUUCGCUGCAAGUCCGACACCGAUCCAUACCAGUGUGGAGCCGAAACGAGUGACGCAACAACAGUCUUUCAUGACUUUACACUGAGUAUGAAGGGACAGUCUGAACAAACGCGGCUCUUUCCCGUAGUGGUGACCUCCGGUGUAAGACUUCCUCUGGUGGGUAAGGAAUGGAGUUACUCUGAGAAGAUGAAUCAGGUAUGGAGUAAUGGAGGAACGUUGAAGGAACCUCUGUUGGCAGCAAACAUCUUUGGUAGGUGGUACCAAAAUGACUGAAAUUAUUAAAGCAAUGUUGGGUAUGGAACUAUAACAUUGAAAACAAAAACCCAAGAAGUUUGUAUGGAGAAAGUACAAAUAAUGCCAUAAGAAUGAUAUAUUAUUAAUUUGAAAAGAAAUGGGAACAUAUUUCAAGGGGUUAACAUUUAGCAAAUGUAUAUGAUUGCCACGAUCCAUGGAGAAUGAAUAUAACAUUUGCAAUAGCUUUAGUGAUGUAAUGUUAAAAUAUAUUCUAUAUGAGUACUUUUUGUCUUUGUCUUUCAGCAAUCACCCAGGGUUUGAUUAAUGUCUUUGCACUUUCUUCAGAUUUUAUGGAAUGGACAGUACUAAUUAUGUAAAUUUUAUAUGGAAUUUGUAUUGAGAUUUUUUGGGUAGCAUCAAUACAUUAAUCAUCAUUAUCGAUGGUGCAAUAUGGAAAACAUAAAACAUCAUUAUCAUCCCCCCGAUUUAUUUCAGUGUGCAAAGAGUUACUUCAUCAUUUUAUUUGAUCUAUAUUUGCAGACCUGCCAACCAGUACGUUUUAGCCGUAUUUAGUACGUUUUUGCAACCAAAAUACGGCAGUACGUUUUAUCUUUGAAAAAUAUGUUUUUUGUAAAAAAUUGUAAUUUAUUGAGAAAAAUAAUCUCUAUAUGUCUCUAUUUCAUAAAACGUACACAAAUAUGGUUAAUAGGUCAAUGUAAUUUCAGGUAAUUUUUUUUUUCAAUCAUUUUGUUAAAACCAGGGUGAAGAUAUACACAUGUUUUAAUGUUGUUUUUUUUUCAUCUGCAAGAGCAGUGCGCAUUUUAGCUUGCAUGCAGCUUGAGCGCCGCGAUGAGCGAGUGCGCAAAGCAUUUUAUUAUGAAAUACACUUUUGGGGGGAAAAAUACAGUUUUUUUAAAUCACAGAAUACAGUUUUUCAUUCCUAGAGGUAGGCAGGUCUGUAUUUGAUUCAUAACUGUAACAGUACCAUGAUUGAUAAUAAAUGGUACCAGAGCUGAUUCUGUUGAUUAUAGCAAUGAAUGAUUUUAAUGUGCCUUUUUUGUAUUGAUAACAUUUGAAAAGAUCUUUUCAAAUCAUGAUUAAUUAUUGACAAUUGUAUAUAGACUUGCUAAAUGUCCAACAAGUUGAUAUGUUUUCAUUAACAUGUGGCCCCUAGGGAGGCUGGGUUUCAUCAACAUUUUUCAUCUGGCAGGUUAUCAGAUCUGACAACUUUCCUUGUUUUUGAUUGGCUGUGAAACAGUGUUACUAUGGUAACUGUCAGAUAAAACAGAACUUGUUCAACAAGUCCUUCCAUGAAACAUUCCCCUUAAAUGAAGAGAUUUAAACAUUAAAGUAAUUAUUGCUGAAUUUUGUGUACAGUUUUUAUUAGAAUUGCAAUAUAGUAGAAUAUAUAAAAGUGAUGUCUUGCUCUAGGAAUAUCAGCAAUUAUUAUGCAAAGCUUUUUUGUCAUUUAUUUGAAAUAUACAUGUUGAUAAUAAUGUGGUGUUUAUAAAGUGCACCUAAUUAAUCUGAAAUAUAUCUUAUUUUUAUUUUGUAUGGUAAUGCAUACAUGCCUGUUGUUGGAAAUCGUUGCUUGUUGACUGUGUUUACAUUUAAUGUGUAUUCAUAAAUCAUGCAUUUGUUGAAAUAAAACCAUGUGAAAUGAAUUUUUUGAUCAUACAUGUAUAUUAGAAUCUAUUUAUUCAUGAAUAGAUUGAUCUGAAUUUUAGCACAUUUGUUAGAUCAUAUGAAAGUGUUUUCAGCCGAAGAAUACCAAGUUCACCAAAUAUGUAUCUGUGUUUAAUCUAUCGAUCAUUAUGUAUUAAUAUACUGUAUGUACAUUUUUCCAUGAAAUCAACACAACUUCGAUAAAUACAGUAUUGGAAUCAAACUGCAUACGUAAUUGCCCAAAUUUAUACCAAUCCAGAGAUUAAGAUUGUGCAUAGACCGACCAUCUCCGACAGAGAUGGUACAUGUAAGUCAUUGGAUUAUGGCAAACGUACUCUUAUCCGUUGCCCUCUAAAUCAAUAGAUUGGUAGAAACUUGAGAAUGUAGUUACAUGAAGGUUUCCAUGACGAAGAAGAAUAGUGUAGUUGGUUUCAGGUAGACCAUGUAUCUUUCUUGGGCAAGUGUUGGUCCUGAAAAGGACCACCCAAACUCGAUGUUUCGACAAGUGUGUUUUUGUCGUCUUCAAGAACAGGUGACAAGAACACAAUUCUGAACAUGACAUGAACCUGCGAGAUUGGGUGGUCUUUUUCAGUACCAACACUUGCCCAAGAAAGAUACAUGGUGUACCCUCAAACCUACUACACAAGAAGCUGGAACAUUUUAUUAUUUCAUAUCUCUCACUGUGAUACUUAGUUGUGUCCAAAAUAUUAAAUUGACUUUGUGAAACAAUGUGACAACUCUGAUAUCUAGUUAAGCAACUUACAUGUAAAUGAAAUGUGUAUCUUUACAAUAAAGUUCAUACAUCAACAAUUUUGUAUUUGAAAUUAAAGAAUCAAAAUAUAAUUAGACUUAAGAUAGUCUUGUUUGUGUAUUUUAUAAAUUAGUAAUCCAAUUACAACUUGAUGGCUUUGUAAAUAUUCUUUAUCAGAAAAUGAAUAUAUGUGAGUUAUAUAAUCAUGGAAUUUGGUAUGCAUCUUUGGAAUACCUAAUGGCAGGCUGUAUGGGGUUGGGUGUCACGAUGAUCUUUAAAGAUGUAGUAUUCUAAACUUAAGAUUAUGCAGAAAUCGAUGAUAACUGGAAACGCAGAGUUUAUAAGUUAUUUAUCUUUUAGUUCCUAAUACCCAUUACAAAGUUCAUCUUUCCAGUCUGAAUUCAAACUUGAGAAUAAAUUACAC
Messenger RNA from Lytechinus pictus (painted urchin), 5017 nucleotides. Its product is annotated as pantetheinase-like. The record is from RefSeq and is a predicted model, not a curated record. Lineage: Eukaryota; Metazoa; Echinodermata; Echinoidea; Temnopleuroida; Toxopneustidae. The transcript has 4 exons. Gene Ontology annotation, molecular function: hydrolase activity, acting on carbon-nitrogen (but not peptide) bonds, in linear amides. The coding region runs from base 555 to 2216 and encodes 553 amino acids.